Molecule: messenger RNA, 357 nt
Organism: Spodoptera littoralis (African cotton leafworm)
Lineage: Eukaryota; Metazoa; Arthropoda; Insecta; Lepidoptera; Noctuidae
Source: the annotation of a GenBank genome assembly
AUGGGAUCUCUUAAAAAGAGUACAGGCCUUGUUGGCAUGGCAGUAGCGCCAAAUGCCCAUCACACACUUGGUUCUCUGUAUGGCAAAAUUUUGAGAGUCCUACAAAAAAUGCCUGAAUCCGCUGGUUAUAGGAAACAUACUGAACCACUUAUUCGUGAGAGAGCUGCUGUGUUGACACAGACUAAAGAUGUGUAUGAACUGGAAUCAAAAAUCAACUGUGGGCAAGCUGAGGAACUGAUUAUCCAGGCUGAAAAUGAAUUGAACUUGGCUAGAAAAAUGCUGAACUGGAAGCCAUGGGAACCACUUGUAUCUGUUCCACCCAAAGGCCAAUGGGACUGGCCUCCUACCAAAUCUUAA